AUGGCUGAUCAACCACCGGCAAUGCAACAUGAGGACUCCAUCAGUUCGCAAGAUCCUCAUUUACAUGGUGACAAAGGAAAGACGAAGAGUAGACGGCCAGCAAAUACGGCGUUCAGACAACAAAGAUUGAAGGCAUGGCAACCAAUUUUAACACCAAAAACCGUACUUCCAUUAUUCUUCGCCAUCGGAAUUAUUUUCGCGCCAAUUGGCGGAGGGUUGUUAUAUGCUAGUAGUGUGGUCCAAGAAAUUGUACUCGAUUAUUCGAAAUGCCAUACAGAUGCGCCAACCUGCACCGAUUACCUCGAUACAGGCUCUCUCAUGCCUGAUGAUAAUGUUGCAAUGUUUUUCAAAACGCCAUAUGUAUAUGAAGGAACUCCUCCGCAAUGGUGCAGGCAAGAUAUUAACCAAACAUAUUACAACGGCAGUGUCGCGCAUGCAACUGUUCCAGCUGUACAAUGUCGACUCACAUUCCCAAUCAAAUCCGAAAUGCAGCCUCCUGUUCUAUUCUACUAUAAGCUCACCAACUUCUACCAAAACCAUCGACGAUAUGCUAAGUCCUUCGAUUCUGCUCAGCUUUCCGGCAAAGCCGUCACCGCAAGUACCAUACAUUCUGGCGAUUGUACGCCACUUACGACUGUAAAGGAUAAUGGUGUCGAUAAGCCAUAUUAUCCUUGUGGUCUAGCUCCAAACUCCGUGUUUAAUGACACAUUCUCAAGUCCAUUUCUACAAAAUGUCGCAAAUAGCACCUCAGGUGGCGUAGUCUAUCCUAUGAAGAACAACUCGGAUGUGUCAUGGAGUAGCGAUAGAGAGCUAUAUGGUCAAACAAAAUACAAUUGGUCGGAUGUCAUUGUUCCUCCAAACUGGGUUAAGCGAUAUCCAAACAAUUACAGUGAUGAUUACCAUCCUGAUCUCGAGAACGACGAAGCAUUCCAAGUUUGGAUGAGAUUGGCUGGUUUGCCAACAUUUAGUAAAUUGUUACAGAGAAAUGACGACGAUACUAUGAAAACUGGACAAUAUCAAGUCAACAUCACACAUCUUUUCAAUGUUACCGAAUAUGGCGGCACUAAAUCAAUCGUUCUUUCAACCCGCACCGUUAUGGGUGGUAAGAAUCCUUUCCUAGGUAUCGCCUACAUCGUGGUUGGAGGUCUCUGUAUCCUGCUCGGUGCACUUUUCACCGUGACUCAUCUUAUAAAACCAAGAAAACUGGGUGACCACACAUAUUUGAGUUGGAAUAACGACAACCCUACAACGGCGACUACCAGUGGACGUGAAAUGGGUGCGAAUAUGGGAUAG
Messenger RNA from Botrytis porri, 1293 nucleotides. RefSeq lists its product as uncharacterized. Gene Ontology annotation, cellular component: endoplasmic reticulum; plasma membrane; Golgi apparatus. Bases 1 to 1293 code for a protein of 430 amino acids. The transcript has 5 exons. The record is from RefSeq and is a predicted model, not a curated record. NCBI's taxonomy places the organism in Eukaryota, Fungi, Ascomycota, Leotiomycetes, Helotiales, Sclerotiniaceae.